Molecule: messenger RNA, 279 nt
Organism: Camelina sativa (false flax)
Lineage: Eukaryota; Viridiplantae; Streptophyta; Magnoliopsida; Brassicales; Brassicaceae
Source: RefSeq, a predicted model, not a curated record
CGUGGAAAGAUUCAGCUUAAGAGGAUUGAGAACCCGGUUCACAGACAAGUGACGUUUUGCAAGAGGAGAACUGGUCUUCUCAAGAAGGCUAAGGAGCUCUCUGUGCUAUGUGACGCCGAGAUCGGUGUUGUGAUCUUCUCUCCUCAGGGCAAGCUCUUUGAGCUCGCUACUAAAGGAACGAUGGAGGGAAUGAUUGAUAAGUACAUGAAGUGCACUGGUGGGCGUCGUGGUUCUUCUUCUGCUACUUUUACUGCUCAAGAACAACUUCAACCCCCAAAU